Fraxinus pennsylvanica is the source of this 1425-nucleotide messenger RNA. Lineage: Eukaryota; Viridiplantae; Streptophyta; Magnoliopsida; Lamiales; Oleaceae. The record is from the annotation of a GenBank genome assembly.
AUGGGUCCAUCUGGGUUUUUUUCCCUUCACUCAUCAUGUCACUCUACUCUCCUCUGUUUUCCAGUUAAUCGAAUUUCCAACACCCAGAAAUUUCCAUCAAAUUUCAAGAAACCCGUUAAAGGAAUCGCCGUCGCCUGCAUGGCAGCAGAGGCACCAGCUGCACCGCCGUCCGCGGUUUUUGGGUUUAAUAAUUUGAUGAAAACAUUCACAGUUGAUGUCCACAGAGCAGAAGGUAGGCCUCUGAAUGUGCCUCUGAUUGCACCCUUCACAAUUGCAUCAUCGAGGCUUGAUAAAGUGGAAAAUGUUGCCAUUCGGGUUGAAUUGAAUAAGGGGUGUGUGGGAUGGGGGGAGGCUCCAAUUCUUCCACAUGUGACGGCAGAGGAUCAGCAAACUGCAUUGUCUAAAGCUGCAGAUGCCUGUCAGUUUCUGAAGAAGAGUCCGGGAAAGACUUUGGGGUUGGUUUUGCAGGAGAUUGAAGGGAUUCUUCCUGGACAUGCAUUCGCUUCUGUCAGAGCAGGAGUUGAAAUGGCAUUGAUUGAUGCAGUUGCAAACAGCAUUGGAAUACCUUUGUGGAGAUUGUUUGGUGGAUUUUCAAAUGAAAUAACCACAGAUAUAACGAUUCCAAUAGUUUCCUCCACUGAAGCGGCUGAGCUGGCUUUAAAGUAUGGUAAACAGGGAUUCAAUAUUUUGAAGCUCAAGGUGGGCAAGAAUCUGAAUGCAGACAUUGAAGUUCUUCAAGCCAUACGUAUGGUCCACCCUAACUGCUCAUUUAUCUUAGAUGCUAAUGAAGGUUACAACUCAGAUGAAGCCAUUCAAGUUCUGGAAAAAUUACAUGAAAUGAAGGUGACACCAAUUCUUUUCGAACAACCAGUUCAUAGAGAUGAUUGGGAAGGUCUUGGUCGUGUUAGUCAUAUCGCAAAAGACAAAUACAGAGUAUCUGUUGCUGCUGAUGAAAGCUGUCGUAGUUUAGCUGAUGUGAAGAAAAUAGUGGCAGAAAAACUUGCAGAUGUAAUCAACAUUAAGCUUGCCAAGGUUGGAGUGCUUGGAGCCCUUGAAAUCAUUGAUUUAGCAAGGGCGGCAGGAUUGGAUCUCAUGAUUGGUGGUAUGGUUGAAACUAGACUUGCCAUGGGCUUCGCUGGUCAUUUGGCUGCUGGCCUCGGGUGUUUCAAAUUCAUCGAUCUAGAUACACCCAUCUUAUUGGCAGAGGAUCCAGUUCUUGAGGGUUAUAAAGUUUCUGGUCCAGUUUACAAGUUUUCAAAUGCUAGAGGACAUGGUGGCUUUCUACAUUGGGAAAACAUUGCGUGUAAAAGAAACUGGGUUGCUGCAACACUCCUGGAAGUUCUCUAUAAACAAACUGGAGUUGAUCACACUGUUUUGGCAAUUGUAAUAGGCAUUUCUCAUCUGAACCACAACCGUGGGAAAUAA